Molecule: messenger RNA, 2863 nt
Organism: Struthio camelus australis
Lineage: Eukaryota; Metazoa; Chordata; Aves; Struthioniformes; Struthionidae
Source: RefSeq, a predicted model, not a curated record
AUGGAAGUCAAUGCACAGCUGACAACAGCUUUAAGAGAGUUGGGGUUUGAGGAUGUGAUUGCAGAGCCUGAAUUAACCCACUCCUUCGACAAAGUCUGGAUCUGCAGCCAUGCUCUCUUUGAGCUCAGCAAGUACCUGAUCUACAAGCUGGUGACUCUGGUCCUUGCCAUACCGCUGGCCCUGGUUGCCGGGAUUGUCUUCGCAGUGCUUAGCUGCCUGCACAUCUGGAUUGUGGUGCCCUUCGUGAAAACCUGUCUCAUGGUGUUGCCUUCAGUGCAAACUGUGUGGAAGAGCCUGACAGAUGUUUUCAUCGUACCGUUUUUUCAGAGCAUAGGCCGAUGCUUUGCCAUGGUUAAUAUACGCCUGGAUCCAGAGUAACUGCCAGGGAUGCAACAAUUGUAAUUGUAUGGAAUUGCAGAAGGUGUUAUACCUCUUUGCUAACGUAACAUGCAAGCACUUACCGUUCAUUUCAAACUGUCACGAUUACAAUGGCUGGUUCAAGUGGGAACAUACUGUUUUUCUAAAACUCAUUUAUUUUCAGGGGAUCAAUUUAAGAUAGAGCAGGCAGUUUUCGUAUCUCACUGUUUUAACAACAAAAGGAACGUGGAACACAUUGGCAACACUUUAUUUUAAUGGGACAUUGAUUGUUAGAUCACAGAGGAAUUCUCGUGGAGGCUUAAUAGCCAUCACGGUGAUAAUGUUUUAAAUUGCUAUGACUGCUGUUAUUACUGUAAAUAUUUAAAUUGGUAGGACGUGAUACUUUGGGUGAAAGUGAUCUCUAGGAUUUCACAUUGACUACUGGAAUUCCACCAGGGAUCAUUCUGGCCCUCAGCGUGAUACACUCGAUUAUUAUUUGCAGCAGGUAAAAUGAAUGUCACUCAUUGCAUGCAGCAUACAGAGAAGGGAACUAUUGUGUAAUUCUUCCAUACUGGGGAAAAGCUCCCCAGAAGUUUAUCACUUAAAAUAAGGUGUUAGCUAAUGAUUGGAACAUGAGCUAAUCUGUAUAUUUUAUUUAAUGAGAGGUUAACUUUGCUGUAUAUUUUGUACGUAUGUAAAUGGCACUUGAUCGUUAUUCUUUGAAGCAUUAUUUCUAUAGUAUUUGUAUUUUAACAAACUUACUAGGCAGAAAGAGUGAGACUGCAAAAAAAUAGGUAACUAAAAAUUAGAUAACUAAAGUUUCAGUUUCUAAAUUAUGCAGAGUUUUGAAGUGUUGCUGUGCAAUUCUAGUAUAUCCUUUAUAUAUAGGUGUGUGUAAAAGCAGAGAUUAUAAGUGUUUUCUUACAAGACUAUGCAAAAGAGUUGGAAAUAUCUGUUUAUGAGAAUUGUUUUUUAUUAAAAAUGGGCUGUGGCAAAUGCAACACUGCCUAUUUCUGUGCAUUAUCAGCAACAUUAUGAUAUUUAAAACGAUAGACACGAUGCAGGCACUUUAACUAGAUAGCAAGCUCUUAUAUAAGGCACAGGAGUGUAAUUGGUAUCCUUGUCUAAUUCUCUUCAUCUACUGACCUGACUGUCCAUUUUGGCUUAUUUACUACUUUAAAGCCUAACCCAUAAAGAGCCCUUCUUCCUUCUGCACCUAACAGAGCUUUGUAAACCAGAAUAACAGAACACAUGCAGAGGUACAUUAAAAUUACAUUAAUCUACUGAUGGGUUUAUGCUGCUGUUUUAUUUAAAUAUAGAUGAUAAGCUGCAGUUGUAAAAUGUUUGUAUGAUUUAGUAUGUUGCUUUCUAAAAUGAUGUCACAGAUUUCUUAUCAAACAAGAGAUAUGUAAUAGAACAAUAAAAUGUCAGCAUUUUCAUUUUUUCAACUUCAUUUUUUCAGCUUCAACUUUUUUAAAAGCACUUUAAAAUGUAGAAGAGCAUAGAAUACUAUGCAGUUUUUCCAAAAUGCAGGGCAAGGAAAAGAAAUGAAUGAGCAUCAAUACAGUUCCACUAUUAUAAAUUGCAUUCAUCUUAUUUAUAUUAGGAAGUGAUUGAUCUCUCUUUGCUGGAUUAAGCCCAAACAGAGUGUAUUUUCUGAAGCAGGUCUCUCAGUGAGGAAUUUUGGCUACAUUUAGAAAAACGCUUAAUUCUUUUUAAAGGAUUCAUGCUUUAUUUAUAGAUGAGCUGCAGAAUUUUCCUUUUCUUACUCACUAGCCUACAGAAGCUAGCUAACACUGCAUAUUCUUUCUACAUUAAAAACAUCUUUUCCAUUGAUGACAUUCAGAGAGCGAUUCGUAUGACUUUUGAAAACUGGAUCUUAACAAUGAGUGCCCAUUGAAACUUCUCGAGAGUUUUUCUUCCACAAGAAAUUAAACCUGCUUUUCAACCGUGCUCUUCAAAAUAUGUUUCUUCUGUCAGAAACAGAAAUAUAUUUUUGAAAAUAGAAAAAUGGUCAGGCCAGGCUUGAAGUUUUUUGAGAGUUACUUUCUUUUCCAAAGCCUAAGUAUUUUUACAAAGAUAUUUUCCACAAAAAAUAACCCCUUAAUGAAUUACAUUUUCAAAAAAAAAUCAAUUAGUACUAGUCAUUGUGCCUAAAACGAGCCUGAUAAAAAGCCUAAGCUUUGCAAGAGCUCAGGUUUGGAUCCAAACUUUGAGAGUGAGGCUAUCCCCUAGGGAAAAAUAUAUCAUUCUAGGUCACGCACUACUGGAUAUAUGCAUUCGUGAAUAGCUUACUGAAGUCAUCCCAGCUGUAGCUACUGCAGAGAUUGGUUUGUUCUUACAGAAUCUUACAGAUGUUGUUUGUUCUUACUUUGAUUUGGGCCUUUCUGCUUCCUAGUUGUCAUUAAUUGAUUCUUUUCAUCAUUUCUCUAACUAUAUCACAGACUAAAGCAAGCUUGCAAUGAAAAAUAUCUUAUUAAGUAAUUAAAGCUGUUUGUUUCUUACA